Knipowitschia caucasica is the source of this 333-nucleotide messenger RNA. The record is from the annotation of a GenBank genome assembly. Lineage: Eukaryota; Metazoa; Chordata; Actinopteri; Gobiiformes; Gobiidae.
AUGGUAGUGACCCAUGGUAGUGACGUAGUAAAAGACCCCUCCUCCUUAGACCCUUCCUCCUUAGACCCCUCUGCCUUAGACCCUUCCUCCUUAGACCCUUCCUCCUUAGACCCCUUCUCCUUAGACCCUUCCUCCUUAGACCCCUCUGCCUUAGACCCUUCCUCCUUAGACCCUUCCUCCUUAGACCCCUUCUCCUUAGACCCUUCCUCCUUAGACCCCUUCUCCUUAGACCCUUCCUCCUUAGACCCCUUCUCCUUAGACCCUUCCUCCUUAGACCCCUUCUCCUUAGACUCUUCCUCCUUAGACCCUUCCUCCUUAGACCCCUCCCCUUAG